Spodoptera litura is the source of this 1724-nucleotide messenger RNA. RefSeq names its product ATP synthase, gamma subunit. The record is from RefSeq and is a predicted model, not a curated record. Lineage: Eukaryota; Metazoa; Arthropoda; Insecta; Lepidoptera; Noctuidae. Gene Ontology annotation, biological process: proton motive force-driven ATP synthesis. Gene Ontology annotation, molecular function: proton-transporting ATP synthase activity, rotational mechanism.
GUUAUUUCAUUGGCUUCGUAUUUUUUUUCGCUGUCAUCCCAAGUUAAACGUUUCGGCCAGCGACAUUUUCCGUCGGCUGGAGGUGAUUUUGGCCAAAAAAACGCCCUGAAAAAGCCGUAAAAAUGUUGGGUCGCGCAGCACCAGGGGUCUGCCAAGUGGUGGCUUUGGCCAACCAGCAGCAGAACAGGAACAUGGCUACCCUGAAAGCCAUUUCCAUCCGUCUGAAGUCUGUAAAGAACAUUCAGAAAAUCACCCAAUCCAUGAAGAUGGUGUCAGCUGCUAAGUACACUCGUGCUGAGCGUGACCUUAAGGCCGCUCGCCCCUACGGCGAGGGUGCCGUCCAGUUCUACGAAAGGGCUGAGGUCGCCCCACCGGAGGAUGACCCUAAGCAGCUGUACAUCGCCAUGACCUCCGACAGAGGUCUCUGCGGCGCUGUCCACACGGGUGUGUCGAAGGUGAUCCGCACCCGUCUGGCCGAGCCCGGCGCGGAGAACAUCAAGGUCAUCUGUGUCGGAGACAAGUCGCGCGGUAUCCUGCAGCGACUCUACGGGAAACACAUCAUCAGUGUGUGCAAUGAGAUCGGUCGCCUGCCCCCGACCUUCAACGACGCGUGCAAGAUCGCGAGCGCUAUCCUGGAGUCUGGAUACGAGUUCGCGUCCGGCAAGAUCAUCUACAACAAGUUCCGCUCCGUCGUGUCCUACCAGCAGUCUGAUCUGCCACUCUUCAGCCAGAAGGCUGUUGAGAACGCCCCCAAGCUCGCGACCUACGACUCAUUGGACGCCGAUGUGAUCCAAUCCUACAUGGAAUUCUCCCUCGCUUCCAUGCUGUUCUACGCUCUCAAGGAAGGAGCCUGUUCCGAACAAUCAUCCCGUAUGACUGCCAUGGACAACGCGUCCAAGAACGCCGGGGAGAUGAUAGACAAACUGACGCUCACUUUCAACAGGACCCGUCAAGCCGUCAUCACCCGAGAACUUAUCGAGAUCAUCUCCGGUGCCGCUGCCCUCGACUAAACAUUCUUGCAGUCGUUUUGCUGAGAUUUUUCUAGCACUAUCUCCUAGUAACACUGUAGAAUUUACUUGUAGAAUAUGUGUGUGAAAACGCGGGCGUUAUUGGUAGAGAAGAAAUAUUUUUCUGGUCUGUUCGUCUGUUAAUUGGUAAACUAUGUUCGACACGUAUCUUUUUAUUGGUUGUUAUAAGUAAAAACUUAGAUAAAAACGUGUUUAAGUUUAGGAAUCAUGCGAUAUUUGAAAUCAAUAAAUCGAAAGAUUUUUAAAUGUAAGAAAAUAAAAAAUACGUGUAUAAUAUUUUUUUAGUAAUCUAUCAGACGGGGUUUUGAUAAGGAAGGCUUGUGAAAAAAAUAUAGUUACAAGUGAAUUCUACACAAUUCUACAUAGUUAUAUCAAGUUUCGGCGCAUUUAUCUAUCUAUCAUAAAUAGAAUAUUCAAAUCAAAUUGUUUGAUCUCAACAAAACGAUGUGAAAAUGAAUCUGAUCAAUAUUUAUUGUAACCGGUUUCAUGCAAAUAGUAUGUACAUACGAUGCCGACAUUCCCGAACGAAUGUUCUGUAUUUCGGUGGAAACUCACGCAAAUAUCGCUUCACUGGCUUCAACACCUUCCGCUGAUGUACAGGAUACUUUCGAUUAAUUUUUCUAUACUGUGCUGUUCACGAAAUGUUGUUAUGUAAGGAUACAGUGGUGGCUAGCAAUUAAAUACCAUUUUAGAAGA